Komagataella phaffii GS115 is the source of this 1533-nucleotide messenger RNA. Its product is annotated as Putative alanine transaminase (glutamic pyruvic transaminase). Lineage: Eukaryota; Fungi; Ascomycota; Pichiomycetes; Pichiales; Pichiaceae. Gene Ontology annotation, biological process: biosynthetic process. The coding region runs from base 1 to 1533 and encodes 510 amino acids. Gene Ontology annotation, molecular function: pyridoxal phosphate binding; L-alanine:2-oxoglutarate transaminase activity. The transcript has a single exon. The record is from RefSeq and is a predicted model, not a curated record.
AUGAGAGUUAAUAAAUUUAUUCGUCCUUGUCGUCAUAUGUCUUCGACAACUGUUGUUUCGUUGGGGCUGAAGAUCAAACCAGAUUUUCAGCCCGCACCAAAGUUGACCGUCACUGAUUUGAACCCUCAUACAGUCAAUGCCAAAUAUGCCGUAAGAGGAAAAAUUCCUACUAAGGCAGAACUUUUAAGAAAUCAGCUUAACGAUGUAGACCAUAAAUUGCCUUUCACCAAAAUUAUUAGUGCCAACAUUGGUAAUCCACAGCAAUUAGACCAAAAGCCAUUAACAUUCUACAGACAAAUCCUGGCCCUGCUGCAGUACCCGCCCUUGUUGGACGAUCCUCGUGUUGCUUCAAUUUUCCCCAAGGAUAUUAUUGAGCGUGCUAGAAGCUUAUUGAAACAAAUUGGUUCCGUGGGUGCCUACUCCCAAUCUCAAGGUGUCCCUUCUAUCAGACAGUCUAUCGCGGACUUCAUCAGCAGAAGAGACGGCCAUCCUUGUGCCAGGAAAGAGCUAAUAUAUCUUACCACCGGUGCAUCCACCGCUGUCACUUAUCUGUUAACUCUACUGGGACAAAAUGAGAAGACCGGUUUCUUGAUUCCGAUUCCUCAAUAUCCUCUCUAUACUGCCACACUGACCCUCAACAACCGUACCGCAUUGCCAUACUACUUGAACGAGGAAGACAACUGGUCCAUCGAGUGCGAUGAAAUAGAGUCCAUUAUUCUGGAUUCCAAAGCUAAAGGAAUCGACCCUCGUUGCCUGAUAGUAAUCAAUCCUGGAAACCCCACUGGUGCCAUUCUUUCCUAUGAAGCCAUUGAGGAUAUCUUGAAUGUUUGUGCCAAGUAUGGUUUGGUUGUUAUUGCCGAUGAAGUGUAUCAGGAAAACAUUUUUGACGGUAAGUUCAUUUCCGUUAGAAAAGUGUUGCUAGAUCUAUUACAAGGCCCAAAGGCCGACUUGUAUAAGAACAUCCAGUUGGCAUCGUUGCAUUCGACCUCCAAGGGUAUUUCUGGAGAAUGUGGGCAAAGAGGUGGCUAUAUGGAACUCAUAGGUUUCGACGAAUCUGUGUUAGAACAGAUCACCAAGCUUUCUUCUAUUUCUCUGUGCCCAGUGGUGACAGGCCAAGCUCUGGUAGAACUAAUGAUUAACCCGCCCAAGGAAGGAGAUGAAUCUUACAAACUGUAUUACGAUGAGACCCGUGCUAUUCACGAUUCCCUAGCCGAAAGGGCCACGAAAUUGUACGAUGCGUUCAACAGCAUGGAGGGUGUUGUUUGCCGCAAACCCCAAGGGGCCAUGUAUUGUUUCCCCAAAAUCACUAUUCCUGAGAAGGCGAUCAAGACCGCCAAGGAGCUUGACUUUGAACCUGAUGAAUUUUACUGCAAUGAAUUGUUAGAGACUACUGGUAUUUGUGCUGUUCCAGGCUCCGGAUUUGGACAGAAGCCGGGAACAUAUCACAUUAGAACAACUUUCCUUGCUCCAGGGUCCGAGUGGAUCAACGACUGGGUCGUCUUCCACAAGAAGUUCAUGCAAAAGUAUAAAUGA